Messenger RNA from Dermatophagoides pteronyssinus (European house dust mite), 744 nucleotides. It is a transcript of the gene PrBP, whose product is annotated as Prenyl-binding protein. Gene Ontology annotation, biological process: sensory perception of light stimulus. NCBI's taxonomy places the organism in Eukaryota, Metazoa, Arthropoda, Arachnida, Sarcoptiformes, Pyroglyphidae. Gene Ontology annotation, cellular component: cytoplasm. The record is from RefSeq and is a predicted model, not a curated record.
UAAUAAUUGACUAAAUUGAAAAAUUUUUUUACAUAAAAUUCAUUGCUCUAUUUUCUAUUGUUUUUGGUUGUUGAUUUCGAUUUAUUUAAAAAAGUAAACAAAAAAAGAAAGAACAUAUUCUUUCAACAACAUGCCAUCACGAGCAGAGAAUAUUCUUACAGGAUUUAAAUUAAAUUGGAUGAAUCUUCGUGAUGCUGAUAGUGGUGAUAUAUUCUGGGAAGGCAAUACUGAUUUAUCAAAACCAGAUAAAGAACAUGAAGCUCAUGUACCAAAAUCAAUAUUAAAAUGUCGUGCAGUAUCACGUGAAAUAAAUUUUACAUCAGCCGAAUCGAUUGAAAAAUUUCGUUUAGAACAACGUGUAUUUUUUAAAGGAAGAUGUCUUGAAGAAUGGUUUUUCGAAUUUGGCUAUGUUAUGGCCAAUUCAACAAAUACAUGGCAAUCAUUGAUUGAAGCUGCACCUGAAUCACAAAUGAUGCCGGCAAAUGUUCUUAACGGUAAUGUAAUAAUUGAAACAAAAUUCUAUGAUGAUGAUCUAUUGGUAUCGACUACACGUGUACGUUUAUUUUACAUAUGAAUAAUGAUGAUUCGAAUGAUACGAAUUUCGAUGAUUUUUUCUUCUCCAUAUAUGACUCAUAUGCAUCCAUCAAAUUCUUGUUCUUCCUUGAUAAACGAUCAAAAAAAAAAGAAAUUCAAUAAUUCACUUUGGACAUUGCCAUUUGUGUGUAGAAUUCAACAAAAAAAAAA